Messenger RNA from Caenorhabditis auriculariae, 5133 nucleotides. Lineage: Eukaryota; Metazoa; Nematoda; Chromadorea; Rhabditida; Rhabditidae. The record is from the annotation of a GenBank genome assembly.
AUGGUUGAGUCCAAAUACAGUUAGUCCGACUCCACGAAAGCAGCGUCUACGAUAGCCUUCUGCGAAAAUGCUUCAUGCAUCAUGGAAAUCAGUUUCAUGUGUUCUGCAAUCACUUUUCCCUGAACAGAACUGUUUUCAAAAAGGGAUGCAGAACGCGACUUGCACUGUGCAGGAUUAAUUGAGAUUUUUCGAAUGCAUUGAGCUUUUUUCGCUGGAUGCUAUCGAAGGCACUGCUCUAAUUACGAUUUCAGAAGAAGAGGUUCUGUUGUUUCGUGCUGUUUCUAAAAAAAACUUUAGACAAGGUUUGAUCAUUUCGUCCGAUGUAACUCAUGUAUGAUUUUUAGUUGUUCGAAUAAUUGAGAGAGGACAAGCACAGGCUCAACAUCGCAAUCAAGAUGGGAAAACUGUUAUUAUGGUGCCUAAUUACUUUGAAGAAUCGAAUUCGGUACAAACCAUCUUAUUUAUUUGUAUUCGAAGCGAAAAAGUCUUUCAGAAAAGGAUUUUCAAUUAUUUAGUUGAUCACGGUCUAUCAGUCAACUCCGUUACGAAAAGCGGUGAAAUGUUACAGGGCAUCUUGCAGAUAGCCAGGAAAGUUGCAAAAAAGUUAAUAAAAAGUUAGCUUAUCUCAUAUUGAACUUUUUCAAGUUAUUUUUAUGGACUUUGUCAAGUCCACAAUCAACCGAUAACGAGAUAGUUAUUUUUUCAGGUAAAACAGCUAUGCAUUUCGCUGUAGAAGCAAAGAAUUUUUAUCUGGUCAAGCUUUUGAUUAAAAGACACGCGGAACUACGGAAGGAUAAGGAUGGCAAUCAUCCGCUGUUCAUGGCAGCCUUGGAAACUAAAGAGGCAAUUUUUAUUUCACAUCUACAAAUUGAAGGGGAAUCACUUUUGCAGUCAAAAAUAUUCGAGCGAUUGUUGAAUUACGUUGGCGAUCCGAAGAUGGAAAGCGAUGCUUUGUUGCUGCGAGACUGUAAUAAUUUCCUACUGAUAUCGGAUAAGAAGUCCGUUGAAGCUUUUAACAUUGCAAAAAAUCGAAUGCUCUCAACGGUUGGUUUCAAGUUCAAAACAAAAAAUGCGAAGGAUCUCAAAAUUAGAUAGGAGACGUUACCGAGAGGAGACAGGAUUCUGGAGACGACGUCAAAGUGUUGGGCUCCUUGAGAUCCGACUAUUUGAAAGUACUGUCCUUUCUGCGAUGAGAAAGCACUUUGAAAGUUGGAAAAAGGAAAGAGUCGAAAGUGGUAACAUCAACUCGAAACUGUCAUUUCUCUCGCAUCUAUCAGCAACAAUUCGAGAUUUUCGUUUGAACUUUUCCUCAAAGAAAUCAUUCGCUUUUUCAAAUUCCUUGCAAUAAAAUUUUUACUUUUUUUUUCAAGAGAUUCUUGUCUAAUUUAACUUCUUUUCUUUCCACAGAUUUUCGAGAUAAACAAAAAUCUCCUCGGCCGGAAUAAUUUGGCGUAUCGUCGGGCAAUGUACAUAUAUAUGACGCGCAUCGGAUUAACACAGAAGAUUUAUGAGCGGUUUGUUUUAGUUAUUAUAGUCCGUUCAGAUUUUGAAUGUCAAGCAGCUAACUUCACCCCCAAGGCUACAAUGUCUUUCGCGUCAAUGUUUUAUCUACAGAUAACGAGGACCCUUUAAUAAGGCUGCACUUUUGACUUCUGUUUCUAUCUUUUAGAUCAAAAAAGAUCAAAAUUAGUCCCGCGCGUUAAAACAUCGACGCGAAAGGGUACCGUCUCAGCAGGGUGGAGUUAGCUGGUUGACAUUCGAAAUCUGAACAGACUAUAGCUUCAUGAAAAAAAUUGGAAGUAAAGUUUUUUCAUGAAAUGAAAAAAAAAACAUUUUUUCCCUCACAUUUAAAAUUCAAUUUUCAGAGAGCAGGAAAUAAUCCACGAAAUGAUUUUUUUGUAUCUAGAGUAUGUCAUUUAUUUUUUAUUUCCUCUCAGCAAAAAAUGUUUCCAGACAUGAGCCGAUGAUGGUCGAGAGGACGAUCGGCAACUUUUUAGAAUGCUUUCAAAGAAUAUUGUACACAGGAAAACAAGAUGAAGAAGACCCAGAAGAGACGGAACAAUCGAAAAUCGCUCUUGCAGCUCAUAUAUUCGAGCUUAUAUCUGACAUUUUAGAAGCAGUUCGUUUUUGUAAAUAAGAAAGACACCUAGAAAUUUUUGCGCAACGGAACGUUUUAUACAGAAAGCUUGCAAAAGCUGUUGUGCAAAAUUUAAAUUUUUAGAACCUACGAGUUGAGAGAGCAAUAUAAACCUGAUUUUUUCAGGCUCCAUAUCAAAAGUUGAAAGCUCCCAACUUCCGCAAAUGGUGCACAAUUUUGGCUUACUUCGCUAUCGGGUUAUAUUGCAGGGUUUUUUUUAAAAUUUUUUUCUCAAUGGCAUAAUUCAUACAUGGAUAAAUGAUGACAUAAAAAUCGUGACAAUUACGAUUCUUUUUCUAUGCUAAAAAGUGAAUAUCAGACAGUCUAGAGAAUUUUCGAAAAGUUCUCUGAAGAACUGACUCAAAAAUAUGAAUUCUUUCGCGACAAGGAACGACAAUUACUUGGAAACUGACUAUUAACCUUCCUUGUACAUAAGAUUGGUCUUUUUUCCAGGAAAAAGUUAACUACAUCAUUCGUAAUGAUUCAGAUUGAUAGCCUUGAUGGAACCCUGUUGAAAUCGAAAGAGCAAAGAAAAUAUUCAAAACUCGAUGUGAGCAAUUUAACUUUUUUCUUUUAAAACUACUUGCUAUUAUUUUUUCAGCUGAAUCGAUUCGUCCGAAACGCCACCGCCCUGGAGAUUCCCCUAGUUCAUUCGUUGGAUUUCGUCUCGUAACAAAUUCUUUGAAGAAUGUGAAAAUUAUUUAGAUUUUUAGAAAAUUCAAGUUGAUUAGACAUUUUGUGAAAGCCGGCGCCAACAUCAAUGGUAAAGAUCUGAACGGAGAAACUGCGCUGGCGGCCCUUUUUGUGUCCAAUUCUGCCCAACGUCAUAAUCUUUUUCAUUUCUCUUAUCGCCUUUCCGAAGGGUUCCCACCCGUUCCUCUUCUGUUUAUCUUCCCGUGUUUUCAGUUACUGGCCUUUGGUAACCGAGUUGAUCAGAUUAGGAGCGCGAACGUUUGUCUACAAAAAUGGAUUCACCGUUCGGAAAUGGCUGAAGAGGCAAAAGGGUUACGAUCCGUGUAACAGUUUAGGUUGGCUUUUUUUUCAUGUACAUGAAAAAAAAAGAAGGAAUGUGAAUACACGAGAUUUCUUGCUCUAAGACAGUUUUUAGUGAUCUUUUGUCAGUUCUGUAGGAAUAUAUGUGUAUACUUCUGUAUUGCAAGCAAAUUCAAUUUUUGCUCAUGGCAAGAGUUUCUCUUUUUGUACUUCUAGACGGGCUGUGUGUUCAUUUUUUUUAGUCACAAAGAUAUGUCAUUUUUUGACUUUUUUAAUAAACCCGAAGAGUUGAAGUCUUUUCGCUCAACUCUGAAUAGCAUAAAAACGUCAAGUAGUUGCUGGGUAACAACUUGCAAAAGUCAAUCGGAGUUUGCUAAUCGGUGGUCGUUUGUAUGCGACCGGGUACUACACUAAUUCGUACGCUGAAUAGCGCCCGCGGUUUCUACCGCCGAUCACCCGUUGAACCACAGCCGAGCACUCAAUUUUUCAGCUUAGAUGCCACCUUUUAUGGCGUGUUCAUCGGACAAAACGUAAAUUGCCUCGAAACGUAAAAAAUUUCUCCAAAACAAAAAUUAGUACUGUUUUGAAGCAACUUUGGCGCGCCGAUGAACACGAUUUUUCGUUUUUAAGCAUUUUCCGUUUUUCCGAUGAACACGCCAUUAGCAUAGGCGCCACCUGGCAUUUCAGAAAUUUUCAAAUUGCUGGAGAAGUGCGAGGUUGUGCGCGAGAAAAGAGCGAGAUGUUUGCGAGCUCAUCGGUGCGAAAAUAAAUUGAUGUACCGCCGCCGACCUCGCCAUUCUCACGCAGACUCGGAAGUUAUAGUCUGUGUGCCACGACUUGAAAUUUCACCGAACGACGUUCCGCUUUUCCGCUGCGUGCGUUCGCGAAGCGUCUUUCGCACUUAUAGGUCACGCUUUCAAUUUUUUGUUAUUGCUGUGAGAGCACAUGAAAAUAGAGUACCUUAAUAAAAAAAAAUUAAAAGCGCGACCAAGGUUCGCAAAGGCGCGCAGCGGCACAGCGAAAUGUCGUUCCGUAAAAUUUCAAGUCUUGGCACACAGCUUAUAUCGAACUUUUAAAGCGAUAUCGAACAACCGCCUCUAGCGAACUAGAAGAAGCCCAAAAGUUUAGUCGAAAGAGUUCAAAGUACAGUCUUACGGUUCAUUAUAUUUCUACACGAAAUUUAACGAAUUGCGUCUUGACGAGCUCAGAAUAUAGUGCAUGGUUCUAUGCAACCCGCAGACUGUGCUCUAAGUGACGGUAUCGAAAUGAGAGCAGCCCCUUCGAGUGAAGACUUUAUACGGGAACUUCUGAUCGCCUUUCCAACAUUUCCGUGUAUUCCGAAAAAAAAUUCGAAAAAUUUCAUAUAUUUGAGCCAUGGGUCUAUUUUCCUGAACCUCUGCGGACGUUCACAUCCCUCAAAGAUCGAAUGAGUUUCCAGAUGAGGAGAUCACACUGAAGGACCUCGCUGCACAAGUUGUCGAAGCCCACUACUCGUUGGACUAUUUGAAAAAGAAAUUGCCAGCAGCCGACGAGCUCCAGCCGCACAAACUUGAAUGUAGAAGAUUCAUUGGCCUGUAUUUCUAGAUUUUGCUUUUAUAUUUGCCUUUUUUCUUGUGUUAUUUUUAUCUUUCUUCUUGUAAUAUUGUUGUCCAAUUUGAGAACUCUGUUGAUUAUUCGCCAAGCGAUCAUUAUGUCCAGAUAUAUUUGUUUAAUCAUUUGCUAACAUUGCUGCUCACCUUUUCAAAAUGAAUCAGUCUUAAUUCGACAGGCUCACAAUUGUUAACUUCGACGAUGAAGAUUGUGAUGUCGUUUCAUGCGCAUCUACUUAUUAUAUUUCCAAACUUCUUCCUUGUGAAUCUGCACACAAAAACGCUUCACAUUUUUGUGACUUGAUCUUCCCAAACUCCGUUGUUUCAGGUCAGUGUAGUAAAUACAAGGCCGGCAAUUCCACGAGCGCCGGUCAAUUCACUAGGUCUCCACUCGAAGAACGAGUGGGAAAUUGA